Molecule: messenger RNA, 645 nt
Organism: Serendipita indica DSM 11827
Lineage: Eukaryota; Fungi; Basidiomycota; Agaricomycetes; Sebacinales; Serendipitaceae
Source: the annotation of a GenBank genome assembly
AUGGCGUCGGCAUCUUCAACAACGACCACGAGCGCGAAUACAGCCACCAAGAAAGCUACUACCGCAUCAGGAUCCACUGCACCAGCUGCAAAUUCCGAAGCAACGACCAGCGCAGUGGCUGCGACGACAGGCGUGGAUCUGAGUGACCCUAAAACGUCGUAUGAAAAUGCAAAGAAGGACCUGAUACAGGCAAUUCAACGCAGAAAGCAAUUGGACAAGCAGUUGGUCCAAGUAGAGACGCAGAUAUUCAAUGCAGAAGGCCAAUAUAUCGCCGAGACGGCGGGCACGGGCGGGAAUAUUAUUCAUGGCUUUGAGAACUAUUUGAAGAGCGCGUCAACGAACCGGAAACGCGUCGAUGUAGCGGAGAUUGACAGGGUAUUCUCGCAAAGUAGUAUUACGUACCGCAAAAGCUUGGACAUGGCGGAAGAUUCGUCUUCGCUGGAAGAUGGGAUAGCAGCUACACAUGUCACAAAUGCUGCAGGGAUCACAACCGUUACGCUCACGCCGGCAACUCGAACCCAGGAAGCCCAGACAAAAAGGGACCGAGAUCGUGCGUAUCAAAGAAAAAAGAGAGCCAGCAUGCGGCAAAGCACCAUCAGUGACGAAGAGAUGCCAAAGAAGAGACGAAAGUUUGUCGAGGACUAG